Molecule: messenger RNA, 1985 nt
Organism: Haliotis rubra (blacklip abalone)
Lineage: Eukaryota; Metazoa; Mollusca; Gastropoda; Lepetellida; Haliotidae
Product: inositol hexakisphosphate kinase 1-like
Exons: 6
Coding region: 165-1391 (408 amino acids)
Biological process (GO): inositol phosphate biosynthetic process; phosphatidylinositol phosphate biosynthetic process
Cellular component (GO): nucleus; cytoplasm
Molecular function (GO): inositol hexakisphosphate kinase activity
Source: RefSeq, a predicted model, not a curated record
UUGCUUCCUGUCUCACGGUGGGCUCACACCUUCUCUCAAUGGGAGGUGUUUUCUGUCUCUGAAAUAUAUCUCGCAACUAUUCAGCAGAUGGACCACCUCAUACACACAGGUAUAGUGCGGAGAGCUGCCAGCACUUGUGUUAAUGUGGCUGUGUGCGGGCCAGUAUGCCAGAACACUUGAUGGAGAGCAACACGAUGAGGCCGGUACAGCUAGAGCCGUUUGACCAUCAGGUCGGCGGCCAUCACUCCAUGCUACGCUACAAUGAGGACACACUAUGCAAGCCCCUGAUUCCACGGGAACAACUGUUCUAUGAAACACUACCCGAGGAACUGAAGGAGUUUACACCCCAGUAUAGAGGUAUGAUUGAGGUGAAGCUCCAUGAGGACAGUGACGGAUACAUCAAGCUGAUUGGUUACCCAAUACAGAAGAACCAAAAUCACCGCAACUCAUGUUCUCCAACAUCCAGUGAGAGUGACUCGGAGUCUUCGGGAGCCGCUGUGUCAAUACCCCUCUCCAACCGACUGGAACAAACUAAGAGUAGUAUGAAACUGCUGCGAAGUGGGAGUAUAGAAGUGAGCACCAAGACGGACAAGACCUAUGUCACACCUGACGUCGGCAGUGGCAGCAAGGCCCGCAACAAUAAAGCAUCUCUGAAUCCCUGGAGCCUGAAGUGCCACAAGGAGCAGGUGGCUCGUAUGAGGCAGGACCGACAUGGCCCGGACCAGUCCAAAUUUAUCCUCUUGGAAAAUGUAGCAGCACAUUUCAAGCACCCUUGUAUCUUGGAUCUGAAGAUGGGUCCUCGACAGCAUGGGGACGAUGCCACGGCAGAAAAGAGGGAAACUCAGGUCAAGAAAUGUGCAGCAACCACAUCCGUGUCACUUGGACUACGAAUGUGUGGAAUGCAGGUGUACCAGCAGACGACAGGCAUCUAUGUUACCCGGGACAAGUUCUUCGGUCGCACACUGAUGGAUGACACCUUCAAGGACACAUUAUAUCAGUUCCUUCAUAAUGGACACACAUUGCGAACCUGUGUCAUCGAGCCCAUCGUCCAGCGGCUAGAAAAACUGUACUCGCAGCUGCUGAAACAGCAGACAUUCCGGUUCUACUCCAGCUCUCUCCUCAUCAUGUAUGGAGGAGAGGAGGACGAGGAGACAAUAUCACAGGAUUCCUCCGAGGAGAAUGCCAACGGUGAUUCCCCAACCUGGCAGGAAAGCAGCCAUCCAGUCAUUGAAAUCAAAAUGAUUGAUUUUGCACACGCAACUCGCAAAGGAUUCUGGGAUGACGAAGUGGUGCACAAAGGCCCCGAUUCGGGUUAUUUGUUUGGCCUGAAGAAUCUGAUUCGGUUCUUGAAAGACAUACAGGACGAGUAUGGUAAUGAAGACUCGUCCUAGCCUUAUAACGUCCUGUUUCAUGCCAUCCCCUCAUUGACGUUCUGUCGACGUCUGUGAUCUGUACAAAUACUUCCUGGUCAGGAACAUGUGCUAUGUGUUCAUAAUGAACUAUGUCAUAAUACUUCAUCCUGGGGAUGAAAGCGUGUUGCCUUAUUUCAGCUGCCUAGGAGGAGAGGUGUCCCUCCCCUUCCAAUGUGUCGUCGAUGUGUUGAACAUCAGACAGCCGUCAUGGUUGAAUCACAUUCCAUAAGUGUUGCAUGAUCAGCCAUUUUCAGACAUGUUCCACUUAGAUACCAACUUUUGUGCAUAUUUUCCAAAUUUUAAGUUGAGGCUUUAGUCGUAUACAGUUGGUUCUGGACAUAGUCACUAAUUUUGGUUUAACUAAAGACGUUUAUCAUGUAUAUAUACUACUCAAAAGUGAAACAGUAACUGUGUUUCUUAACAUUUGUUGAGUAGUAUAUGUUUUUCAGCACUGACAUAUGGUUACACACUUACAGUUUUAACAUCCAAAUUUUUAAUUCAGGCUUUAGUUACAUAUUAUUUGAAUGGUCAAUUUUGGACAUGACAAAAUAAAAUGUCUUUUGUUGAUCAGCA